This is a messenger RNA of Parathielavia appendiculata, 780 nucleotides long. RefSeq lists its product as uncharacterized. Gene Ontology annotation, molecular function: RNA nuclease activity. The transcript has a single exon. The coding region runs from base 1 to 780 and encodes 259 amino acids. The record is from RefSeq and is a predicted model, not a curated record. NCBI's taxonomy places the organism in Eukaryota, Fungi, Ascomycota, Sordariomycetes, Sordariales, Chaetomiaceae.
AUGACUCUCGAAUCAACACCAAAGCUCGCUGUCCUGAUCGACGCGGACAAUGCGCAGCCAAACAUGAGCGGGAUCCUCCUGGCAGAGGUUGCCAAGUACGGCACUGCCUGUGUGAAACGGGCGUAUGGCGAUUGGACCGGCCCUUAUCUGAAAGGCUGGAAGGACCGGCUUCUUCGGUAUUCAAUUCAGCCCAUCCAGCAAUUCGCCUAUACCCCUCACAAAAGUUCAACGGACAUGGCCAUGAUCAUCGACGCCAUGGACCUUCUAAACUCCAACAAAUUCGAUGGUUUCUGUCUCGUUUCGAGUGACAGCGACUUCACCCGACUCGCGGUCCGUAUCCGUGAGUCUGGACUUCCCGUGUAUGGGUUCGGCCACCGAACGACGCCCUUACCCUUCGUGGUCGCCUGCAACAGGUUCGUCUAUGUUGAAAACCUUGCGGUAAUCGAGGAACACGGAACAGAGGCCAACGGAAAUACCUCGCCUCAAGAACGCGCCACAGCCGCGGUAAAGGAUGCUCGGCUGUUGAAUCAGUUACAAACCGCUGUAGAGGAGGCCUCGGACGAUGAUGGGUGGGCCUCUUUGGCGGACGUCGGCAGUCUCGUCACUAAACGGCACCCAGAUUUCGACCCCCGCACUUACGGAUAUAGCAAGCUGAGAGGCUUGAUUGCGGCAACCUCCUUGUUCGAGGUUAGUCGCCGCAGUCCUGGCAAGGGCAAACAGGAAACAGUUUAUGUACGGUCUAAACGGACGGCCCACGAGACUCGGGCCUCAUCUAAGUAG